AUGAACGCAGCAAAAUCGUCGCUUGCUCGACGAGCAAUACAAACACGCUCAUUUUCCACCCCGUUACGACGAACCACAUUCACUCCUUUAUUGACCAAUGCAGCGAGGUCUGCAGUCGUUACUAGAUCAGUUCUACCCGCAGUUUCCACGAUACGGACAUAUGCCAGCGGCAGACCCCAUCCGCCGGGUGGCACCCAUCGAAUGGACAUGGGAGGUGGGGAGGAGAAACCAGCGUUGGAAGAGUACGGUGUCGACUUGACGGCCCGAGCCAAGGCCGGGAAGCUUGAUCCUGUUAUUGGAAGAGAUGCAGAAAUACACCGGACGAUUCAGAUCCUCUCUCGCAGAACGAAGAACAACCCUGUCUUGAUAGGGUCUGCCGGCACCGGCAAAACCGCCAUUCUCGAAGGUCUCGCUCAGCGGAUCGUCAGGGGCGAUGUCCCUGAAAGUAUCAAGGGCAAGAGAGUCAUUUCUCUUGACCUCGGACAGCUCAUCGCUGGUGCCAAAUUCAGAGGUGACUUCGAGGAGAGACUAAAGAAGGUGUUAAAGGAAGUGCAAGACGCACAGGGUGGUGUCAUUCUCUUCAUUGACGAGUUGCACACCUUGCUUGGACUCGGAAAGGCGGAGGGCUCUAUUGACGCCAGCAAUCUACUCAAGCCAGCCCUGUCUCGUGGCGAGCUGCAAUGCUGUGGAGCCACAACUCUCAAUGAAUACCGUCAGAUCGAGAAGGACGUCGCUCUUGCUCGUCGUUUCCAACCUAUCCUGGUGGGCGAGCCCUCAGUCCAGGAUACCAUCUCGAUUCUGCGGGGUAUCAAAGACAGGUAUGAGGUCCAUCACGGUGUUCGCAUUACCGAUGGAGCACUAGUGGCCGCCGCAACGUACAGCAACCGCUACAUAACCGACCGAUUCUUGCCCGACAAGGCGAUCGACCUGGUCGAUGAAGCUGCCUCAGCCUUGCGGCUGCAACAGGAAUCGAAGCCCGAUUCAAUCCAGACACUCGAUCGUGAGAUCAUGACAAUACAGAUCGAGCUAGAAUCUCUGCGCAAAGAAACCGACGUGGCGUCCAAAGAACGUCGCGAGAAGCUGCAAGAGACUCUUGCGGAGAAGAAGAAAGAAGUCGACCGAUUGAGCGAAAUCUGGAAUCGCGAGAAGGCAGAGAUCGAAACCAUCAAGAAGACCAAGGAAGACUUGGAGAAAGCCCGGCAUGAAUUGGAUCAGGCUCGACGUGAGGGCAACUUUGCACGUGCAGGAGAGCUCCAGUAUGCUGUUAUUCCCAAGCUCGAGUCUCAGUUACCGAAAGAGGGCGAAGAAGUGUCCACUACCACCAAGACAGGCGAGACAUUGAUCCACGACGCUGUGACACCGGAUGACAUCGCCAACGUCGUGAGCCGAACGACCGGCAUUCCCGUCAACAAGCUCAUGGCCGGUGAGGUGGAGAAGCUGAUCAAGAUGGAAGACAAGCUUCGCGAACAUGUCCGGGGUCAGGACGAAGCGUUAGCUGCCGUCGCAAAUGCAGUGCGUAUGCAGAGGGCUGGUCUCAGCGGCGAGAACCGUCCGAUGGGAAGCUUCAUGUUCCUCGGCCCUACUGGCGUGGGCAAGACGGAACUGUGCAAGCAGCUCGCCAACUUCCUAUUCAGUACCGAGACCGCUGUCGUGAGAUUCGACAUGUCUGAGUUCCAAGAGAAGCACACCGUCUCCAGGUUGAUCGGCGCGACGGCAGGGUAUGUCGGAUAUGAAGACGCCGGCCAGCUGACAGAGGCGGUGCGGCGGAAGCCGUACGCCGUGUUGCUGUUUGAUGAAUUCGAGAAAGCCCAUCGCGACAUCUCCAGCCUGUUACUGCAGGUCUUGGACGAGGGCUUCUUGACCGACAGCCAGGGCCAUAAGGUCGACUUCCGAAACACUCUGAUCGUCUUGACCAGCAAUCUUGGUGCCGAGGUCCUGAUGGGCGCUGGUGGCGACGUCGAGAAUGUGACUCCGGAGCAGAAGAAGGCCGUCAUGGAAAUCGUGCAGGCCAGCUACCCGCCCGAAUUCCUCAACCGGAUCGACGAGUUCAUCAUCUUCAACAAACUGUCGCGGUCUGCGUUGAGAGAUAUCGUGGACAUCCGGGUCAAGGAACUCCAGGGCCGACUCGACGACCGCAGAAUCAAGCUCAACAUGUCAGACGAAGUCAAGGACUGGCUGUGCGAGAAAGGCUACGAUCCGAAAUACGGUGCCAGACCACUCAACAGACUAAUCCAGCACGAAGUCGGCCGGAAGUUGGCCGACAAGAUCAUCCGCGGCGAAUUGAAAUCCGGAGACACCGCGACAGUCAUCGUCUCCGGGGACAGAGAAGUAUUGGAGCUGCAGGUUGGAAAGCCCAACUAA
Capronia coronata CBS 617.96 is the source of this 2361-nucleotide messenger RNA. Its product is annotated as heat shock protein 78, mitochondrial. Bases 1 to 2361 code for a protein of 786 amino acids. Gene Ontology annotation, molecular function: ATP binding; ATP hydrolysis activity. Lineage: Eukaryota; Fungi; Ascomycota; Eurotiomycetes; Chaetothyriales; Herpotrichiellaceae. Gene Ontology annotation, cellular component: mitochondrial matrix; cytoplasm. The record is from RefSeq and is a predicted model, not a curated record. The transcript has a single exon. Gene Ontology annotation, biological process: cellular response to heat.